AUGUCUUCCAGCAGCGCGACGCACCGCUUCAAGGAACUCCACGACCUACGCGGCUCCUUCCUCGGCGCCAACAACGCCGGCAUCUACCUAGUCGAAGACGCCAUAACAGGCAAGUUGUGCAUCGAAAAGCGCCUCAAGCUGUUCGACAUCGAAGACGGCUACGCUAAGCGCGAGAUCGAAGUCCUGCACCAACUGCGCUACCACCCCAACAUCAGCCAUCUGGUCGACUUCACCCUCGACGAAGAAGGCUAUAUGGACGGUGGCUGGCCCAGCGCUACUAUCUGGACUGAGUACUGCACUGAAGGCUCGCUCCAAGAUGUAAUUUUUGCCUAUUUCAACGCGCGUGAGAGCAUUCCUGAAGCGUUUCUCUGGCACGUUCUUGCUUCGCUGGCUGAAGCAGUGCGGUAUUGUCAGAGCGGGACCGCGGCCCUUUUGCCGGAUCAAAUGCGUUGGAAUCUUGUGUACCACAGGGAUAUCCAACCCUGCAAUGUGUUCCUGACCUUAGAAGGCUGCACAGAUAUCGAUGGUCCGUACCCGCGCGUCGUCCUCGGGGAUUUCGGCUGCUCCACAACUCUGCAGCACAUAGCCUGCGGGGACUCCCAUCCCUUGCAAACCGAAGCAUCGUCAUUACUCGUCAGUGUUCGCUUCCUCCCGUCAGUCAUGGCGCCAUUCCCACUUCACAAUGCUCUUCAUCAGCACGUCCAAGGUCUGAUUGCGACGCUGGGAUCCUCUUUUGGGGCCCUCGUCCUGACCGACUCCAGCAGCCAGCAAAUUGAAAAUCUCAAACCACAACAGUUCGCAAAACGAGCGAUUCCCUCUGAUCCAGUCUCAAACCCCCAAGAAACCUCCCAAGGAGUGAAGAGGAAAUUCGACGAAGAAGACGAGGAGGAAGAAGAGAAUGACGAGGCUUUCGAAGUCAACCCCAGCUCCGCCUUCGGCAGGUUUCUCAAGGAAAACAAGGGCACCAUAAAUAACGACGCGCCCCUAAGCACCCACCUCGACCUGUUCCUCUCGCACCCAUCGAUAGAUCUCCAAACCUCGCCCUCAGACUUACCCGACUUCCCGGGUCUGCAGCACGCGUUCCAUCUCUGCAAGCUCGCGCUCAGCGAGCCCGGCACGCCCGAAGACGUCGCCUGCACCAUGGACAUGCUCAAGCAGAUUGAUCUGGAGGAGAAUCGGAUGUGUGUGCAGAAGCUGCUGCCGCCGGAGCCGUACCACUCCGGAUAUGUGGAGCGCGAGAUCCGGAUUUUGAAGGGGAUUGAGCAUCCGAAUAUCCUGAAGCUGUACGGCGCUGAUCUUGGACAGCAUAAGCAUGAUAUCCCAUGGACAUGUACUGAGUUUUGCGAGGGCGGGACGCUGAUGCAGGCGAUGAAGCUGUACAUCUCAAUGGACGAGCACUUCCCUGAGGCGUUUCUCUGGCAUCUGUUCGAGAGCUUGGCGGAGGCAGUACGGUAUUGCCAUAACGGGUCGCGGAAGGGUGAAGAGGGGUAUAUAGAGUCUUGGGAUCCUGUAAUCCACCGCGAUAUCAUUCUGACUAACAUUUUCUUGCAUCACUCCGGAGAGACGAACACGUACGCUAUUGUCAAGCUCGGAGACUUCGGCUGCGCCGUUACCCUCGGUGAAGUGCGUGCCAAGAAACUGAUGAAGCAAGAUCUCCCCGCUCAGGACCCUUUGUACGUCCCUCCCGAGGGUCCUGGGGCUGCGCAAUGCUGUGAUAUCUUCCAGAUCGGGCUCGUGAUGAUGUGCUUCUAUACAAGGGUUGAGAAGCCAGAUAAAAGGGCCUCGGUGUUCGAACACGACGAGUGGCGGUAUGGGUACGAUAACUACUCUCAGAAGCUUAGGCGUCUAAUUUCCUCCUGUCUCAUAGAUUACGAACCAGAUCAGCCUAGCGCGGAGGUGCUGUUGGAGAGCAUCCGUACGACCAAGGCGAGCAUGGAGCAAGACGGCGUGUUUCCACUGUUUGAGAAGCUUCUUUCGGAUCUAGAGUAG
Molecule: messenger RNA, 1989 nt
Organism: Trematosphaeria pertusa
Lineage: Eukaryota; Fungi; Ascomycota; Dothideomycetes; Pleosporales; Trematosphaeriaceae
Product: kinase-like protein
Exons: 3
Coding region: 1-1989 (662 amino acids)
Biological process (GO): protein phosphorylation
Molecular function (GO): protein kinase activity; ATP binding
Source: RefSeq, a predicted model, not a curated record